AUGGGUUAUCAAUUGAAUUCAUUUACAUCCACAGUAUCACAAACAAAAUCAAUGGAUAGAAUAAAAGUCGAUAAUUAUGUUAGUAUAGGUGUAUAUGAUACUGUUGGAGUUGAAAUAUCAAAUCCUUCAAAAGAUGGUUGGGAUCCUAAAUUGGCAUUGUUAAUUAGUGCAGAACAAACAAUUAAUCUUGGUCGAAGUGGAUCAAUUUUAAGAGAAGCAAUUCAUCAACACUUACCUAAAGUAUUCAAGUAUAAACCAAACGUAAUUAGUAUUUGGUUGACCGUUAAUGAUUUUAAUCAACAAAUAUAUGAUAGAUCUAUUUUAACUAGUUAUACAUCAAAUCUUACUGAAAUGUUAUCUCAAUUAAAAAAUAAAUUAGGUAAUGAUACACGAAUUCUUGUUGAAAAUAUUCCAGAUUUAUCUAAGAAAAAUCAAUGUGAUCUUAUAGAUUUAUAUUCAUAUUGGAAAGAAUUAAGUGCACAGUCUGAGGAUGUUUCAUUUGAUGAUUUUCAUCCAUCGACGCAUGGAUAUGAAAGAUUUGUACACAUUUUUUAUCAACAAUAUUUAAAAUAA
This is a messenger RNA of Rotaria sp. Silwood2, 573 nucleotides long. The record is from the annotation of a GenBank genome assembly. NCBI's taxonomy places the organism in Eukaryota, Metazoa, Rotifera, Eurotatoria, Philodinida, Philodinidae.